AUGGCCUCUCGCGAUUCCCCCGGUUCGCCCCUUUCAUCCGUCGGCACUGCAGAGGACUCGGACCAUGAAACAGUCAAGCAUGAAAGUCGCGCACAAUCACCAUCAGCCCCAUCCAACAUGCCUCCCUCAAAACGACGACGCACUGGUGUCGCAUCUUGGGAUCGAAAUACCCCUCUGUCAUCUGUUCAAGAUGAUGCUCCUCCAGCCUCACCAACAGCCUCCAUCUCCUCCGAUAGCUCCGGCGAUGCUCCAGCUUCCGACUUCCCAGCCUACUUAGGCACCGCUAACCAGGACGAUGAUUACAGCGGUCGAACUUCUGACCAAGUCACCAUGUGCCUGUGGGAUGGGUGCACGGCCGGUGAUCUCGGGAACAUGGAUGGGUUGGUGCAGCACCUCCACAAUGAGCAUAUCGGGAGCCGACAGAAACGGUACUCGUGUGAAUGGAUCGACUGUUCCCGCAAAGGUCAAACGCAUGCCAGUGCAUAUGCUCUUCGUGCUCAUAUGAGAAGUCACACCCGCGAGAAGCCGUUCUACUGUACCCUACCAGAAUGUGACCGUAAUUUCACUCGGUCUGAUGCCCUCACAAAACACAUGCGCUCUGUCCACGAAGUCGACUCCAUGCGUCAAGCAGACGCAAAAUUGAAUGCUAGCGGCACGACUAGUGUAACGGGCACACCGGCUUCAAAACUUCAACGCAUUCGAUUGAAACUCACGCAUCCGCAAAAGGAUGGCGCUGAUGGUGACCACCCGGACCAUAUCAUUUCUAUGAACGCUGCACCUCUAAUAGACGCCGACACGGAAGACAUGAUGAUGCCCGAGUAUGGACCCGAGCUUGGGUUCGAUAGCCAUGAGCUCGCCACACCUCCACAUGACCUAUACAGGCUACUACGGCGACAAAUCUUUUGGGCGGAAAAGGAAGGGACGCAGCUGCGUGGGGAGUGGGAUGAGGUUCGACCGCAGCGCGAACGCGCGUGGCGAGAGAAGGAGGCUAUCUUUGAGGAUCUUAUCGAUGCAGAGUUGAGGCUCUUCAGUGCUAUUCUUGGGGAUUCAGAUGUGACUGUUCCGCCUGCGACCAGUUUGGGGUCAUCGGAUCCGUUAACCGGUCUACAGAAGCUUCAGCAGCAACAACAACAAUUUGCCCGCCAGCAAGAACAAUUGAGAGCGAAGUCUGCAGAGGCAGAAGAUAGUACAGCCGUGGUAUAG
Penicillium angulare is the source of this 1203-nucleotide messenger RNA. Its product is annotated as C2H2-type zinc finger protein. Gene Ontology annotation, biological process: regulation of transcription by RNA polymerase II. Bases 1 to 1203 code for a protein of 400 amino acids. Gene Ontology annotation, cellular component: nucleus. Gene Ontology annotation, molecular function: DNA-binding transcription factor activity, RNA polymerase II-specific; RNA polymerase II cis-regulatory region sequence-specific DNA binding. The record is from RefSeq and is a predicted model, not a curated record. Lineage: Eukaryota; Fungi; Ascomycota; Eurotiomycetes; Eurotiales; Aspergillaceae. The transcript has 2 exons.